Lactuca virosa is the source of this 2793-nucleotide messenger RNA. NCBI's taxonomy places the organism in Eukaryota, Viridiplantae, Streptophyta, Magnoliopsida, Asterales, Asteraceae. The record is from the annotation of a GenBank genome assembly.
AUGAACCCUUGUGUGUUUAUAAUCUUCUCACUUCUCUUGCUACUCACUGAGACUACAACUGCUAACCAAUUGGUAGCAGUGGGAGGAGGAGGAGGAGAUGAUGAUGAUAAAGGUGUUGUCAAUAAGUGCACUGAUAAAGAGAGACAUGCUCUCCUUGAUUUCAAAGUUAGCAUUCAAGACCCCAAUGGUCAUCUCUAUACAUGGAAAGCUGAAGAAGACGAUUGUUGUAAGUGGUUCGGAGUCACAUGCAACAACGAAACUGGUCAUGUCACAGAGCUUGAACUAUGGCACAGUGGUCUUGGAGGUAAGAUUAGCCAUUCGUUGCUUAACUUAAGCAACUUGAAUCAUCUUCAACUUUCCUUCAAUUCUUUUCAUGGACCCAUUCCCACGUUCAUUGGUUCCAUGACUCAAUUAAGGUACCUUGAUCUUAGCGACAAUGGUUUUAAUGGAAUCAUUCCAGCCUCACUUGGUUCCUUGACCGAAUUAAGUUAUCUUGACCUUUCCCACAACUCUCUUUAUGGAACCAUUCCUCCAGAGUUUGGAAACCUCACUAACUUAGAAGAGCUUCUCCUUGGAUAUGUUGGAAGAUGUAGAGUUGAAAAUCUGGAGUGGAUAUCUCAUCUAUCUUAUUUGCAACAUCUUGAGAUGGAUGAGAUCUCCAUGUCCAAAGCAAACAAUUGGGUUAAUGUAGUUUUGGGUCUUCGAAAACUAUCACAUUUAAGUUUACAAGGAUGUGAGCUUUCUCAAGUCAUGGAUCCAUAUUCUUCUUUUGUCAAAUCUUCUUCAUCAAUUGAAAUCCUUGAUCUUAGAAACAACAAUCUCACCUCAUCCAUGUAUACUUGGUUAUUCCCAUUAACCAACAAUAAGCUUCGUUUUCUUUUGCUAUCUAGCAACACGUUAGAUGGGAUACCAAAAUAUCUUGGUAACCUUUGUAGUUUGGAAGUUUUUAGAUUUGAAAACAACUCUGCUAUUGUCAACCUUCCUGAUUUUCUGAACAACUUGUCUGGAUGCACAUCAGUUACAUUACAAUGGUUGUCAGCUUCAGGAAGCCAAUUUACAGGGUCAUUACCCGAUGAGAUCCAAAACUUUUCAAACCUAGGAUACUUGUGUCUAUCUCACAAUUACUUAAACGGAACUAUAAGUGAGAAAGUGUGGGAACUACCAAAACUUGAAACCCUUGACGUUUCUUUCAAUAAUCUUAGAGGUGCCAUCUCUGUAAACAUUGGAAACUCGAAGGUUUCUAUAAUUGAUCUUUCAAAAAACUCACUCGAAGGAGUUCCUUCCAUAGAUCCCAUGUCAAACCUUUCUUAUGCAGAGGCGAUUGAUCUAAGCUCUUGCAAUUUAGGGCCUCAAUUCCCAAAAUGGAUUCAAAAUCUCAAACAUCUUACUCGUCUUGAUAUUUCUAACACUAGAAUAUCAGACACAAUUCCUCUUGAUUUUUGGGACACGUGGCCUUCACGAUUACAUUAUUUCAAUCUCUCUUCCAACAACAUCAGUGGAAAAGUAUCAGAUUUAUCAUCGAAUUUUGACUUUGGUUCGGUGAUAGAUUUGAGUUCCAACAACUUCUAUGGUCCAAUACCUAAUGUUUCUUCCACUGUGGCAUCAUUAAAUCUCUCCAGAAACAAAUUCUAUGGAGGGAUUUCCUUUUUAUGCCAAAUUGUUGAUGGGUUUUUACAAGUUCUUGACCUCUCCCACAACUUUUUAACUGGCGAACUUCCAGACUGUUUAUGGAAUUUCAAACAGCUAAAAGUUCUAAAUCUGGGACACAACAACCUAUCUGGAAGGAUUCCUACUUCAGUUGAAUCUUUGAUCAAACUCAAGGUAUUGUAUUUAUACGACAAUAACUUCUCUGGAGAAUUGCCCAUGUCUUUAAAAAAUUGCACGAGUUUAAACUCGUUGAAUUUGGGGGGCAACAAGUUUUCGGGUAACGUGCCUGUUUGGAUUGGAGAAAACUUAUUGGGGUUGUAUGUUCUUAUCCUAAGAUCAAACAACUUCUUCGGAACCAUGCCUUUACAAUUAUGUCAAUUAGAAAACCUUCAAAUCUUGGAUUUGUCAAUAAACAAUCUCCAUGGAACCAUUCCUUCAUGUUUGAACAAUCUUACUAGCAUGGUUCAAGAAGGAUUCACACAAGUACAAGAUCUACAAUAUGAUUACUCAUCGUAUUUCCAUUUAGGUAGAGAUGGUGUUGCUUAUGCUGACCAUGCAGUGGUUGAGUGGCUAGGAGAUGAGCGUGAAUUCAUUAACAAUUUGAGAUUGUUGAAGAGCAUUGACCUGUCAAGCAACAAUUUAACAGGGCAAAUCCCAUAUGAGAUCACCAAUCUUUAUGAACUCAUUGCAUUAAAUUUAUCAGGGAACGCUCUUCGUGGAGAGAUUCCACGUAAUAUGGGUCUGAUGAAAAAACUUUUAGCUUUGGAUUUAUCUAGAAACAAUUUGUCGGGAGAUAUACCAUCAAGCAUGUCUCAAAUGAGUUUAUUGGAUUACAUAGACGUCUCAUGUAAUAAUUUGGCGGGUAGAAUUCCAUCUAGCACUCAACUCCAGUCCUUUGAGCCUUCAAGAUACGAUGGAAACAUAGGAUUAUGUGGACCUCCCCUUAUUACAAAAUGUCCUGGAGACGAAGAAGAUGAAGUACCAUCUGUCAUUGGUAAAAGUAAGGGUGAUGGAGAAGGUCUAGAUGAAUUUUGGGUAUGGUUCUAUAUUGGUGGGGGAGCUGGUAUUGCUACUGGGUUUUGGAUAUCAUGUGGUGCUUUACUUUUUAACCGCGUUUUGGAUAUCAUGUGGUGCUUUACUUUUUAA